Messenger RNA from Blastomyces dermatitidis ER-3, 180 nucleotides. RefSeq lists its product as uncharacterized. NCBI's taxonomy places the organism in Eukaryota, Fungi, Ascomycota, Eurotiomycetes, Onygenales, Ajellomycetaceae. The record is from RefSeq and is a predicted model, not a curated record. The coding region runs from base 1 to 180 and encodes 59 amino acids. The transcript has a single exon.
AUGAAGAGCUUCACUGAUGCAAUCACCAUCAUCAAUAAGAAUAGAGAAAAUCAGAUCUUAGAUCUGCAGCAGAAGAUUGAAUGUUUACACAGACAGAUGACUACACUGAACCUGGAGAUUUCAUCACAAUUGUUCAUAACCUCUUCAGAAGUGUACACAUCAUCAGAGAUUACUGUGUAG